Molecule: messenger RNA, 1084 nt
Organism: Saccostrea echinata
Lineage: Eukaryota; Metazoa; Mollusca; Bivalvia; Ostreida; Ostreidae
Product: speckle-type POZ protein-like
Exons: 3
Coding region: 242-808 (188 amino acids)
Molecular function (GO): protein binding
Source: RefSeq, a predicted model, not a curated record
ACCCAGUAAUCAUGAUAAUGGCGGUCGAUUUCCUCCGGCUCCAAUAUCUACGAUAAAAUCGGCUAUAAUAUAACGGUAUAGGUUUAGCCUAAGUUAUUUCACCAAAACCUGAUUACUUCACCGUUUCGAUGCAUUGAAUCACAGGAGUCUGAGGAGAGGAGUUUUACAAACAUUUAUCAAAGGUUCUACAUAGGAACUGCUCUGAAACAAUAAAAUUUGACAAUCCUACGUCCCAGACACUAUGAGUAAAUUUGAAGAAGAGCCUGGUGUUACAGAUCUUGUUUUAAUUGUAGAGGGGAGGAGAAUUUAUGUGACGAAAGCUAUCCUCAUGCAUGUUUCUCCUGUUUUUAAAACAAUGUUUACAUCAGACUUCAAAGAAAAGAGGCAACAAGAGAUUCAACUUCCUGGAAAGAAAUAUGACAACUUUGUAUUGUUUUUAGCUCAAAUUUAUCCUGGGGAACGACCUCCUCUCACAGGGGAUGUUCUCACAAAGAUUUUACCCUAUGUAGAUGAAUAUCAAGUGGACUAUCUGAAGAAAGAUUGUCAAAAUAUACUUCUACAAAGUUUAGAAGUAUCUAAAGGAUUGAGAUAUUUACUAGACAGCCUAUAUAUAGCCACAACCUAUGGAUUUCAACAACUCUACCAGAAGGCUUUACAUCAUCUGAGAUUUUUUUCUCUGGAUUCUUAUAAGGAAAGCAGCAUCUUUAAACGUUUGCCUUCAGAAACAAAGCUGGAAUUGGCAUUUGGUAGAUGUCGCCAUUUGGAAAGGAAAAAAGAGAAUUACAAGAAAAGACUAAGAAAAUCAUGAUUAUAAUAAGAUAAAUCUAUUAUCAGGCUAGGAUUAUCAUUAAACAGUAAUAUAAUUCAUCAAGAUUAUAUAUUUGUAUGUAUGUGGGUAUGUGUGAUGGAUUAUAAUUUUGUUGUCAUGUGAAUAAGCAUUAAGGACUUAAUUUAAUGUAUUUUGGUUUGUUUUAUGUAUUUUUAUGUACAUUUUAAUGAAUAAUAUUAUUGUUUUUAUUAUGUAUUAAUUAUGUUAAAUCAUCAAUUAACAUAAUUGCAUGCAUCUUAGUUUAUUAAGCGGCAA